AAUUAAUAUCUAUUUUAAAUUAAUGUCUUAAUAAGUGCUUUGGGAAGUAGUUAAGGGUAACAAUGCUUUUUUGGUUAAAAGAAACGGAUUGACACUCUCAACUGAUCCAUUCAAUAACACAGGUGUAUAAACAUACAGUAGCACAGGUAAAUGAAAAUUAAUCUAAAUUAAAAAGGAUUCAUUACAAAUAAUGCUAUUGGUGUUGUACCAACAUAAGCAAAGGUAAAUUAAAUCAAUAAUGUCAAUUUGGUUACAAGAAAGAGUACAAAAUUCUAAUAAGCUGACAGAAAGACCAAAAAUACCUAAUCUGUUUAUGCUUCAACUUUGAGUGUUAAACAUGGAAUUCAUACAGCAUCAAGAGUAUCUUGUCUUAUGAACUCUAGGUAAUCAGAAAGAGAUUUGGCACAAGAAGACUGGGAUUGUAGAAAGCAGCUCUUAGAAAAUUAGUCAAUUUGAACAGAGCAAAUGCUGUAAGAAGAAGAAACGAAAUUGCUGCAACUAAGGCAUAAAAGAAAUGAUUUGCAUUAUCAAACGAUGUACAAUAAAUAAAUAAAUAUAUAUAUAUAAAUGGAAAC
Messenger RNA from Paramecium sonneborni, 575 nucleotides. NCBI's taxonomy places the organism in Eukaryota, Ciliophora, Oligohymenophorea, Peniculida, Parameciidae. The record is from the annotation of a GenBank genome assembly.